AUGCUUCGCAGAUUGUCUAAAACGUUUCGGAAAGACCGUAAGAAAGAGAAAGGAGAAGUAAAUGGAUUUGCUGAGGAAAAUGAUAAUGUCAAGGAGUCUGAGCCAGAGCACGUGGAUCACUCCUCCGAACGGGAGGGUGUGAGCUCAACGUUUGCACAGUUCGCCCAGAUCAUCCACGCAUCUCACAGACCUCUCCCAACACAGACCGGAGAUGGCUCCUAUCUCAAUAAAGAAGAACCCAGCGGGCUUUUAGCAGAUAUCAAGAAGAUGGGGUUCAAGGAUGUCGCGGCUUUGAAGGAGGUCAUUGCGAGCAAGGCCAAAGGGGAGCUCGUGGAUGACAAGACUUAUAUCAUGGAGCGUGUGAUUCAGCUUGUGAGCGGCCUUCCUCCGCUAUCGAAGAACCGUGUCGAAUUGACCAAUGCGUUCGUUAAUGAGCUAUGGAACUCUCUCCAACACCCACCUCUAUCGUACCUUGGGGAAAAAUUUACGUACCGUCAAGCGGAUGGGUCUUACAACAAUAUCAUGUUUCCUCAUCUCGGUGCCGCAAACACUCCUUAUGCUCGCAGUGUCCAGCCCAAGACGAUUCAGCCAGGAGCCCUUCCAGAUCCCGGGCUUGUAUUUGACAGCAUCUUUGCACGGAACACGUUUACAAAGCACCCAAACAACGUCUCAAGCAUCCUUUUCUACUGGGCGUCUUUGAUUAUACACGAUCUUUUCCAGACCGACCACAAGGAUAUCACCAACUCUCAGACUUCCUCAUACCUAGACCUUUCUCCGCUCUACGGAGACAAUCAGGAGGACCAGAACAAUAUCAGGACGUUCAAGGACGGCAAAUUGAAAGCUGACUGUUUCUCUGAGCAGCGCAUGCUAGGGUUCCCUCCUGGAUGUGGCGUCUUGCUGAUUAUGUUCAAUCGUUUCCAUAAUUAUGUGGUAGAGCAACUUGCCAUGAUCAACGAGAAUGGUCGUUUCACUAAGCCUAGUGACAACCUGAGUAGAGAAGCGACUGAGAAGGCUUGGGUGAAGUACGAUAACGAUCUCUUCCAGACUGGACGACUCAUCACGUGCGGGUUGUACAUGAAUAUUACACUGCUUGACUAUCUCCGAACAAUCGUCAACUUGAAUCGAAGCAACACCACUUGGACUCUCGAUCCCCGAGUGGAUAUGGAAAAGCUCUUUGGUAAAGACGGCACUCCUAGGGGAGUCGGUAACCAAGUCUCUGCCGAAUUCAACUUGGUAUAUCGCUGGCACUCGGCCACUAGUCUUCGAGAUGAAGAGUGGACGGAGGCCAUGUACAGAGACAUGUUCGGCAAGCCUGCGUCCGAGGUCUCAAUGCACGAGCUCAUGAUGGGCCUUGGCAAAUGGGUUGCUGAACUGGAUGCUGAUCCUCAGAAGCGCCCAUUCGCUGGACUUCAACGUGGAUAUGAAGGGAAGUAUAGCGAUGACGACCUCGUCACAAUUCUUGUGGAUAGUAUCGAGGACUGUGCUGGUUCUUUCGGGGCCAACAACGUGCCCAAGGCCCUGCGCGCAGUAGAAAUCAUGGGGAUGAUGCAAGCUCGAAAAUGGGGGCUCGCGACUCUCAACGAGUUCAGGAAGUUCUUCGGGCUUAAGCCUCACGACACGUUCGAGAGCAUCAACUCCGACCCUGAGGUCGCGCGUCAGCUUAAGCACCUUUAUGAACAUCCAGACUUUGUGGAAAUGUAUCCUGGCCUUGUUGCCGAAGAAGCCAAAGUACCUAUGGUGCCUGGCGUUGGUAUUGCUCCGACUUUCACUAUUUCUCGAGCCAUUCUGUCGGACGCCGUCGUCUUGGUUCGAGGCGAUCGAUUCUACACGAUCGACUACCACGCAAAGAACCUUACAAAUUGGGGUUACAGUGAAGCUCAAUACGACCUCAGCAUCGAGCAAGGUUGUGUUUUCUACAAGCUUUUCCUGCGCGCUUUCCCUCAACACUUCAAGCCCAACUCGAUCUACGCUCAUUUCCCAAUGACAAUUCCAUCCGAGAAUAGGAAGAUCAUGAAGAGCCUUGGACGUGAGAGCCAUUACUCUUAUGAUCGUCCUGCAUUCAUUGAGCCGCGAGUUAACCUCAUCAGCUACCUUGGUGCAAAAACUGUGCUCGAUCAACAGGACCUUUUCAAGGUUACUUGGGGAGCCACCACCGAAGAGCUCUUUGGCAAGGGCGGCGCGCUCUUCAUGCUGUCUGGAGAUACGCCUCUCCACACAAAGCAGCGCCAAAUAAUGGCGAAAUCUCUGUACCGGGACAACUGGCAAAAUGCCGUCAAGGACUUCUAUGAAUACAUCACGAUCCGUCUUCUCCACGAGAAGUCCUUCAAGAUUGCAGGUACCAAUCACGUCGACAUCACUCGAGACGUCGGCAACCUCGCUCACGUCCACUUCGCAUCCAACAUUUUCUCGCUGCCCCUAAAAACCGCUGAAUGGCCUCACGGUAUCUUCUCCGAACACGAGAUGUACAUGGCCAUCGCUGUAAUCUUUAUCUGCAUAUUCUUUGACUUCGACGUUGUAAAGUCCUUUCCCUUGCACAUAGCCGCUCGCGCGGUUUCCAAGUCCCUCGGGAAACUAGUUGAAGCGAAUGUCAAAACUGUCAAGGCGAGUGGGUUCUUAGCGAGUAUCUGGGAUGAGACGAUGGAUAGUAUUAAGGGAGGUCAGAGGAUGUAUUUGAAAGACUAUGGAGUGCAUAUGAUUAUGCGGUUGUUGGAGAGCGGGUUGAGUGUGGAGGAAGUGGCUUGGAGUCAGAUGUUGCCGGUUGCGUGUGCUAUGGUGCCGAAUCAGGCGCAGGUUUUCACGCAAGCUCUUGACUUCUACCUCUUCCCCGAAAACGCCCAACACCUCUCUGAGCUGCACCGCCUCUCACACCUCAACACACCUGAAGCUGACAACCUAAUCCAACACUAUCUAAUGGAAGGCAUUCGUCUCGCCGGCACCUUCGGCUCAUACCGCGAAUAUGCACCUUCCAACCCAUCGGCCGCAUCCAAUAUAGCCAUCAACGACGGCCCCAACCGCACCAUUCCCAUAAAACCCGGCUCCAAAAUCUUCUGCUCCUUCGUCGGCGCUAAUAGAGACCCCUCGCUCUUUCCCUCCCCAGACACCGUCAUCCUCGACCGCCCCCUCGAAUCAUAUAUCCACUACGGCAUCGGUCCGCACGCCUGUCUCGGAGAAGACGCAUCCCGGAUCGCUCUUACAACCAUGCUCAAAACGGUUUGCAAGCUUAAAAAUCUACGGCGCGCGCCGGGUGAGAAGGGGGUCUUGAAGAAAGUCCCAAGGCCAGGCGGGUUUUAUGUGUAUAUGCGCGAGGAUCACGGGAGUUAUUUUCCGUUUCCGUUGACGUGGCAGGUUUGUUGGGAUGGGGACUUGCCGGCGGUGCCGAGGUUACACUAG
Lindgomyces ingoldianus is the source of this 3390-nucleotide messenger RNA. Its product is annotated as putative fatty acid oxygenase PpoC. The transcript is spliced from 15 exons. The record is from RefSeq and is a predicted model, not a curated record. The coding region runs from base 1 to 3390 and encodes 1129 amino acids. Gene Ontology annotation, biological process: response to oxidative stress. Lineage: Eukaryota; Fungi; Ascomycota; Dothideomycetes; Pleosporales; Lindgomycetaceae. Gene Ontology annotation, molecular function: peroxidase activity; heme binding; oxidoreductase activity, acting on paired donors, with incorporation or reduction of molecular oxygen.